Messenger RNA from Nicotiana tabacum (common tobacco), 698 nucleotides. RefSeq names its product protein AGENET DOMAIN (AGD)-CONTAINING P1-like. The record is from RefSeq and is a predicted model, not a curated record. NCBI's taxonomy places the organism in Eukaryota, Viridiplantae, Streptophyta, Magnoliopsida, Solanales, Solanaceae.
UUCAGUUGCAACGUCUCAAAGUUCCUCACUUUUUCAUUCAACAAAAAUCAAUCUCCUUUUCUUCGUAAAAUCACAAUGUCUCCAAUUACCAAAACACACAGUGAUUUAAAGAAACACCAAUCAAGAAUAACAAUGCUUUUAAAAGCAUCAAACACAAUAGCAUUCAAGAAACAAGAAACAAGAAAAAUACCAUUUCAAAAGGGAGAUGAAGUUGAAAUAGCAAGUCAUGAAUAUGGUUUCAUUGGUUCUUACUACACAGCAACUAUUGUUUCUUUUGUUGGUGAUUAUCAUUAUAAAGUCAAGUACAAAACUCUAUUAACAGAUGAUAAUUCUGCGCCAUUAGAGGAGAUUGUUACUGUCGGCGAAGUCCGUCCAACGCCACCUGAAAAACAAGAAAAUUUGCCGGAAAAUAAUUUUUGUUUGUAUGAUAUGGUUGAUGCAUUUGAUAAUGAUGGUUGGUGGUUUGGAUUUAUAACUGGAAAAAUUGGAGGAAAUUAUUAUGUUUAUUUCCCUACAACUGCUGAUAAAGUUGCAUAUCCUCCUGAAGUUUUGAGAUUUCAUCAAGAAUGGUCCAAUGGCAAGUGGAAAAAGGAAGGAGUUUUUGACUUAUACUGAUUUUGGUUUCAAGAGAUUAACUCUCUUUUCAAGAAAAAAAAUAGUGUUUAUAGGGGAAAUAUUCAUUUAUUUGUAUUCGUUUA